CUGCAGUGAAUUCAUUGCCUGCAAAAGGUUUCAUGUCAUGCUCAAAAAAAGUGUCAAGGGAAACGUCGCAUUCAAGAUGGUUGCAUUUAUUUUCUUUGUGCUUACGUUCUUGAUUUAUGAUAUAGUCUAUGUCUUGGGCCAGUUUAAUGCUCCGUAUGAUUUUGCAUCAAAAACACAAGGAGAGAGAUCAGAUGAACUUUCUCCUGCCGCUAUUGCUGGAGUAAGCUUCGCGGUUGUGGCCAUCUUUGCCGCUUUAGUUGUUACGAUUUUAUUCUGCUAUUACGUUCACAGAAAGCAGAAGCAAGAAGAACAUGCAUCAGGCUCUUUCCUCGCAUCCAGGGCUGGAUAUUGACUUUCGUUAUUGUCCGCUUCAGAGCAGUCAUUCAUCAUCGUCAAGUAUUCCAGAACUUCCAACAACUAUCUUUGUGCAACGAUUUUCCUUCUUAUGAACUGCCACUAUUUCUAACCGCUGCCGUCUUUUUCCUGCCACAAGAGGAAUAUAUUUGGUACGCUGUAGAAAGUUGAAGUUUAAUAAAUAUGCUGCUUAAAUA
Stegodyphus dumicola is the source of this 551-nucleotide messenger RNA. RefSeq lists its product as uncharacterized. Lineage: Eukaryota; Metazoa; Arthropoda; Arachnida; Araneae; Eresidae. The record is from RefSeq and is a predicted model, not a curated record.